Megalobrama amblycephala (Wuchang bream) is the source of this 9161-nucleotide messenger RNA. RefSeq names its product ubiquitin protein ligase E3 component n-recognin 3 (gene ubr3). The transcript has 40 exons. NCBI's taxonomy places the organism in Eukaryota, Metazoa, Chordata, Actinopteri, Cypriniformes, Xenocyprididae. Gene Ontology annotation, cellular component: cytoplasm; ubiquitin ligase complex. The record is from RefSeq and is a predicted model, not a curated record. Gene Ontology annotation, molecular function: ubiquitin protein ligase activity; zinc ion binding. Bases 71 to 5707 code for a protein of 1878 amino acids. Gene Ontology annotation, biological process: protein ubiquitination; ubiquitin-dependent protein catabolic process via the N-end rule pathway.
CUCGCGAGAAGCCCCGCGAUCACAGCAACAAGACAACCAAAAUAAAGUGAGCACAACAAACCCGGAGCGCAUGAUGGCGGCGUCGCUGCUGCGCCGGGACAAGAAAUCCACCGCCGCCCAUCUGAAGGCAGACCUCAAGCGGACUGACAACAGCUCAGGGCUGCGGCAGCUGCAGGAGCUGCUGGAUAGCGUGCUGAACCCGGAGCGGGGCUCGGACCCGGAGGCGCUGGAGUGGUGUAAAUGGCUGCUGGCCGGAGGGGACGGCUUCGACGAGUUCUGCCGGACCGUCAGAUCCUACGAUAACGCCACCCUCUGCGGGCUGGUGUGGACUGCCAACUUCGUGGCCUACCGUUGCCGGACUUGCGGCAUCUCGCCGUGCAUGUCGUUAUGUGCGGAGUGCUUCAAUAACGGCGAUCACACGGGCCAUGAUUUUAACAUGUUCCGGAGUCAGGCCGGCGGGGCCUGUGACUGCGGGGACGGGAACGUGAUGAGAGAGAGCGGGUUUUGUAGUAGGCAUCGGUUAAAAACGGGAGAGAACGUGCCAUCAGUCCCUCGGGAUCUGCUGCUCAUGUCUGAGAUGGUGCUGCCGCGGUUUAUCAUCACUAUCAUUCAGUACCUGAGAGACGGCUACACUGAGCCAGAGUCGGCCGCUGACAGAGAUCUGCAGAAGGUUCUGCAGCAGUUAGAGCCGCACAUAUCGUUCUUAGAAGAGCUGACCAAGAUGGGCGGGGCCAUGCGCACUGUUCUUACCAAGAUCUUAACCAAUCAGCAGACAUUUAAAGAACUGAGCAUGGGUCAAGAGGAGAAUGUUUAUGCAAAGAGGAACUAUGAGAAGUAUCUGUCGGCACUGAAGAGUUCAGGUCUGGUGUCAGUGGAGGAGAAAGGAGCAGGAGGAGCUGGUGCUGGAGCAACAGACACUCCGGCAGGAGCAGGAGCGCUCAGUCUGCUGGGAGCUACUGCUGCUGCCAGUCUGGAGGACUCUAGCAAAGAGGAGGAUCAGGAUGGGCUGCAGGGUGUGGGCCAGAGGAAAAGAGUGAAGCUCAGUAGCAGUACCAAAGAUCCAUCCAUAAUGGACACUCUGAAACAUAAAUGUUUUUUAGAAGAGUUAUUGUUUUGGACAAUUAAGUAUGAAUUUCCACAGAAGAUGGUCACUUUUUUGCUCAACAUGUUGCCAGAUCAGGAUUACAAGAUCACGUUCACUAAAACAUUUGUACAACACUACGCCUUCAUCAUGAAGACCCUCAUGAAGAGCCACGAGUCCGACACCAUGUCUAACCGUAUCGUUCACAUCAGCGUGCAGCUCUUCAGUAACGAGGAGCUGGCGAGACACGUCACAGAGGAGUGCCAGUUACUGGACAUCAUGGUCACUGUGCUUCUCUACAUGAUGGAGAGCUGCCUUAUCAAGAGCGAACUGCAAGAUGAGGAGAAUAAUCGUCAUGUGGUGGUAAACUGUGGUGAAGCUCUACUGAAGAAUAACACCUACUGGCCUUUAGUUAGUGAUUUUAUUAAUAUCCUCUCACACCAAAGUGUGGCCAAGCGCUUCCUGGAGGAUCAUUCUCUGCUGCUGCUCUGGAUGAGUUUCGUCUCCUUCUUCCAAGGAAUGAAUCUGAAUAAGAGAGAGCUGAAUGAGCAUGUGGAGUUUGAGUCUCAGACGUAUUAUGCAGCAUUUGCAGCUGAGCUGGAGGCCUGUGCUCAGCCCAUGUGGGGUCUCCUCACACACUGCAAAGUCAAAGAGACCCAAGAGUACACUAAGACAGUGGUGCGGUACUGUCUGGAAACUCUUCAGAUGUGGUUUGAUGCCAUUGGGUUUGUAGAUGAGCCUGCCCUCAACCAGCUGACCUUUCAUUUACCUCUCCAUCGAUACUAUGCCAUGUUCCUCAGCAAGGGAGUGAAGUGUCAAGGUCUUGAUUUGGACAGUUUGCUUCCUGAUCAGGAGAUGCUGAUGAAGAUCAUGGUUCACCCUCUUCAGAUACAGGCUAGCCUGUCUGAGAUCCAUAGUAACAUGUGGGUGAGAAACGGGCUGCAGAUUAAAGGUCAGGCCAUGACCUAUGUCCAGUCUCACUUCUGCAACUCUAUGAUUGAUCCGGACAUCUACCUCCUGCAGGUGUGUGCGUCUAGACUGGAUCCAGAUUACUUCAUUUCCUCAGUGUUUGAGAGGUUUAAGGUGGUGGACUUGCUGACGAUGGCGUCUCAACAUCAGAACGCAGUGCUGGACUCGGAGCAGGAGAGACCCAUGCUGGAGGGAGCGCUCACCUUCUUGGUCAUACUGAGCAGUCUCCGAAUACACUUAGGAAUGUCUGAUGAUGAGAUUUUGAGAGCGGAGAUGGUGUCACAGUUGUGUAUGAAUGAUCGUACCCACAGUUCCCUGCUAGAUCUUAUCCCGGAAAAUCCGAACCCUAAGAGCGGCGUGGUGCCGGGCAGCUGUAGUUUUGAGGAGAUGCUGUCUGCUGUAGCUGAUUUUAAAGCCCCAGUGUUCGAGCCUGGAGGAUCUAUGCAGCAGGGCAUGUAUACACCUAAAGCUGAAGUCUGGGAGAAAGAGUUUGACCCUAUAAUGGUGAUUCUACGCACAGUGUACCGCAGAGACGUGCAGUCGGCCAUGGAUCGAUACGCAGCAUUUUUGAAACAGUCAGGCGUUCAUACGGGGAACCCCUGGCCACCCUAUAAAGAGAGGACCCCCCUGCACCCCUGCUAUAAAGGAUUGGUGCGCCUGCUGCACUGCAAAACCCUACAUAUCGUCAUCUUUACACUGCUUUAUAAGAUCUGGAUGGAUCAUCAGAACAUGUCUGAACAUGUGUUGUGUAUGGUGCUGUACCUGAUAGAACUCGGACUUGAUAAUCAGGUCCAGGAUGACAAAGUAGAAGAGGAGCCCUGUAUCGAGGAGCACUGCCAUGAUAGCUGGUUCCCAGGCACCAGCCUGCUGUCUAACCUCCAUCACGUCAUCAACUUUGUGCGGGUUCGAGUGCCAGAGACCGCUCCUGAGGUGGAGAGAAAGAGAGAGAGGGAGAGAGAGCGGGAAACUCCACCCAGCACCAGCUCUGAGAGCGCCACCUUCGGACAGAGUUCCAGAAGGCUGACAGGAAAUUGGAGAGAGAACCUGCGUGAGGCUCAAGUGUUCAGUCUAGUGGCGGAGCGCAGGAGGAAGUUCCAGGAAAUCAUUAACCGCAGCAACCACGAGGCCAGUCAGGCAGUGCGGCCCAAGUCCUCAUCCUCCCGUUGGCUGCCGCCGGGCUCACCCCCGCAGCUGGUGACAGAGAUUUUGGAGAUCCGUGAGAGCAUGCUGUCACUCCUGGUCAAACUGCACCAAAAACUGUCUGCCAAGCAGAACUCUCUGUCUCUGAGUUGGUUGGCCGAGGUGGAUCCGGCCCAUCACGCACAUGGAGAUGGUUUAACAGCCAUCGAAAGAAUCUUGGCCAAAGCUUCCGCCCGUAGCCGGCACAGCAAGAGAUGCCUACAGGAAAUCUGUGGAAAGGUGUGUCCACCCAUACCACCCAAGAAGAACAGUCCUGGAGAUAAGAAGAGUAUGGACAAGGAAGAGAGGCGUCAGAGGGCCAGAGAGAGACAGCAGAAGCUGCUGGCGGAGUUUGCCUCCAGGCAGAAGAGCUUCAUGGAGACUGCCAUGGAUGUUGAGUCACCUGAAACUGAUGCAGUGAUGGACGUGGGCUCUGCAGAACCUUUGGACUCUGAGGUUCUGUAUGACUGUGUGAUCUGUGGUCAAAGCGGACCGUCCACUGAAGACAGACCCACAGGAUUGGUGGUACUGCUGCAGGCUUCAUCAGUGUUGGGGCACCGUUGUCGUAGCGACACGCCAAAGCGAUUGCCCACUACAGAUGAGGAGCACAUCUACCCUGAGGACACAUGUGGAGCGACCAAUGACGUUAGACUGUCCCUUAUGCAACGCUACUUUAAAGAUAGUUCCUGUCUGCAGUCUGUGUCUGUUGGCUGGGACGGUGGUGUAUAUGUGCAGACGUGCGGCCACACUCUGCAUAUAGACUGUCACAAGUCCUACAUGGAAUCCUUACGGAAUGAUCAGGUUCUUCAGGGAUUUUCUGUGGAUAAGGGCGAGUUCACCUGUCCACUGUGUCGUCAGUUCGCCAACAGUGUUUUACCCUGUCGUCCCGGCCGUGGGAUAGAGACGCCCGCCUGGCACGCGCCCAGUAACAAGAGCAUGUCCACUCUGGUGAAGGAAGUGGAGGACCUUCAGGAGCAGCUGGGCAUUUUCCCAGUAAGCGCCAGCGUAAAGCAGAGAGAUCCUAUACUGGCGGAGUCGAACCUGAGUAAAGAGAUGGAAUCUGUUAUAAAGGACAUUAAAAACACCACACAGAAAAAAUACAUGGAUUAUGGGAAGAACCCAGGGUCGCCUGACAAUGACUUCCUGUUCAUGUACUCCGUGGCCAGGACAAAUCUGGAGUUAGAGUUGGUUCAUCGUGGGGGGAAUCUGUGCAGUGGGGGGGCCAGUGCUGCUGCCAAACGCUCCUGUCUCAAUCAGCUGUUUCAUGUGCUGGCCAUGCACAUGCGUCUCUACAGCAUAGAUUCAGCAUACAACCCCUGGACCAGACUCACACAGAGCACGCACAGCAGAGAGACUGAGUUCUGUGAUGAUGAACGUCCCGAGGUGCCUAUGCUCUUCAGAGAUGUCCCGUCCCUCCUCAUCAUCUUCAUCCUCACCAUGCCACAGCCUUUACGCAAAGAGCACUUCACGUGUGUGGUGAAGGUGUUGUACAGUCUGCAGUACACACAGGCUCUGGCCGCUCUGUCCAUCAGAUUCAGCCGUGAAGAGAGACUCGCCUGGAGCAACACAGGAGCUGCCAAGAAGAAUAUGCCAAACUCUGACAAAUCAUGGGAGUCUCUCCUGGGUCACGUGAUCUCUGAGCUGACGAAGGCCAAAGAUGUGUACGACACCAACUCUGAGGAAGCAUUAAUGUUGAGCUCCAGUGUGUGGUCUCCUCAGUCCAUUGAGUUCACCCUACAGCAGUUCUGUCUGCCCUUCCUGAGACUGUCCUGUUUACUGCAACAUCACCUGUAUGGAGACAGCUUACCCGGCUGCCAGGUGCACUGCAUGGAUGUGGAGGAGGAGUUUUCUCUGCUGACCGGCUGUCUGAGUUUGGCUGGCUCUGUUCAGUCCAGUGGAUCCAUGAGCAGCGCAGCGGGUCUGGAGUGGAACUUGAAUGCUUUCGAUCUGAUUAACCAGUGGUGUUCAGAGGUCAUCGAUCUGUCCAGUUCACCCUCCCAGCAGUCUGUGUCUCUGUUAGUUCAGGAUCCGCAGUGGGCCGCCCCUCGCCUCCUGCACCUCCCAGACAAUUACAACACCAUUUUCCAGUACUACCACAGGAAAUCCUGCACCAGCUGCGGCAAGACCCCCAAAGACCCUGCGCUCUGCCUGGUGUGUGGCGCGUUCGUCUGUCUGAAGGGUCACUGCUGUAAACAGCAGGGCGUCUGUGAGUGUGUGCUGCACUCCCAGCACUGUGGAGCAGCAACCGGUAUCUUCCUGCUGGUAAACGCCUCGGUCAUCAUUAUCAUCCGAGGGCAUCGCUUCUGUCUGUGGGGGUCUGUGUAUCUGGACGCUCAUGGAGAGGAGGACAGAGACCUACGUCGAGGCAAGCCUCUGUAUUUAUGUGAGGAGAGAUACCGCGUCCUGGAGCAGCAGUGGGUCUCGCACACCUUCGACCACAUCAACAAGCGCUGGGGUCCCCACUACAAUGGACUUUAACAUUGCAGCCCACAUCCUGGAGAGGACAGGUCACAUGAUGUCAGCGCAAGCCUCUGUGUCGUCCUCCGAUGAUUUCUGUCGUGUAAUAUAAAGAAAACCUGCAUUGAGUUGGCCACAGCCUGGGUUCAUGUGAAGUUUAGUGUACAAUCAAGCCUAAUGACUAACAGCGUGUGCGUGCGUGUGUUUAAAAGUGAUUUUUCGUGUGGAUUAAUAGGGGAGAAUUUUGUUUUGUCCCAGCAAGCUCACAGUGAAAGCACACUGAGUUAAUUUGUGUCAAUCCUGUUAGACGCACAAGUGGAAAAAAUGCUAAUAUUUGGAAAACAAAACUAUUCUGACCAAUGUUAAACAAAUCAUGUACAGAUAUCAGAAUUAAUAUCAAAACCUUGAAUGCUAAAGGUACCAAGACUCUCAACAUAUCCCCCCACCACCCCAUGACCAGUGCGAUGUGAUGUCAUGUCAUGCUAUUUAAGUUUAAACACAUCUCAUAAGACUGACUGUGGGUUGAAAAGCAGUGUAUGAGACAAAAUAUAAACACAUUAGAGCUAAAGCACGAUUUGUCUCUGAGUCAAGGUGUAGUUGCAGUCAUCCUCAGGUAUUUUAUUUUGUUUUUGUUUUGUAGUCUCAGAUAAAAGAUUUUAAUAUUUAAAAAGUGCUGCUAUUCAUUGUUUGAAAAAAAAAAAAAAAAAAGUAAAUUAUACCUUUGUAAAAAAAAAAAAAAUAUUUUUACAAUUUUCAUCUUUUUUUUUCUUCUUUUUUUCUAAUGAAGGCUCUGUGUUUGAUGGUGGUUGGCUGGUCUGUUGAGUUUAUUAUAAAAAAUAUUCCCCUGCAACCUUGUACAGCAUUUCUUGGCACAUUAUAUUUAAUGGCUUGAGACAGAACAAGUCUUUAUGGUCUGUGGCUCUUUUUCUCGCAUAAAGGUUAUCCUUUUCUCACUCAAGGCUGUUUGAAAAGAAUAAAUACAAGUAAAAUCAAAAAGAAAAAAAUGGUAACACUUUACUUAAAGCCUUUAUAUACUGUAUUAUGCAUUAUAAAAGUAUUUUAAUUAUGCCUUGUAAUGCACUUUAUAUACAUUCUUUGUUCUCAUCAAUAAUUGUAACCACAGUUGAAAUGCAUUAGAAUACUUAUAUAUUCAUUGUUACACCUUUUAAAAAGUGUAAAAACACAUGACAAACCAAUUUCAGAUGUAACAAUGAUUAUUGGUUACAUUUAUUUGGUUAUUAUUAUUUAUGAAAAGAUAUAAUGCAUUAUAACAUACAUUAUGAAUACUUGUAUUGUACAUAAAGGCUUUAAGUGUUACCAAAAUAUUUUUGCAUUAAGAAAAUAGCUUUUUUGCAUCAUUUUCAUCACAGUCAAACACAUUUCUCAUUAAUGCAAUUCAUCUUGAUUCUCAAUAGUGUUUUGGCUUUACUGUAAAGAGUCGUCAGAUGUGCUUGAAUUGUCAGGAAAAUAAUGCAAUGAAAAAAAAAAUGGUUCUAAAAAAAAAAAUAAGCUUAGCUUUUAAUGCAAAAUAUAAUAUUUUAUUUUUGACUAAGGGUGAAACAGUGACCUGGGUAUGUUUUUGGCAAGUUUCUUGAGAUUCACCUCACUAUAGCCUAAAAAUCUGACCACAGACCGAACAAGUCAGUUGUCACUCAAGGUCUUGAUCGUCUUUCCCAUAUUCUAAUUACAUGAUAAUGCCUAGACUGGUGUCAGAUGGUCCAUAGGGGGCAGUGUUUUCCAUUACACUGAGCCUCAUCACACAACUCCUCUGCUCAUAUAGAUGUCCUCUUGGGCUUAUGUAUCUACAGGCUCAGUUGGCAACAAACCUCUGAAGUUAAGAAAGCUCUUAGUAAUCAUUUUCUUGACUUUGUGUUUUGUAGCAACUGGCUGCCUGAGUCUAAUUUCUCCUCUAGGAUUUUGCAAGUUUUCUUGUUUAAAGAUAUUAUUGUGAUAUUUAUUUGAUGCACACCUCACUCAGAUAUUGAAUUCCUGAUCUAAAGUGUUUGAACUCGGCCAGGUUGUGUGUAUCUUCUUUGUGCAAAUGAAUCAGACCAAAUAAAAAAAAAAAAAAAAAAAUGUUUUAAUGUUAUCAAAAAGAAAGGAAAAAAGUAAUUUGGUACUUUAUACAAAUAGACAUUUAGUGAAGGCUAGUUUUCCAGUCUGAUAAAUGCGGUGUUCCUCAAGGAUCUGUCCUCGGACCAUCUUUGAUUGUGUAAUGUUACUAUGGAGAGGGCAUUAUGUAUGCACAUGUUAAUAAUUUGAAAAUGCGUUAAACUGGAUCACAUCAAAUGUAAUAUUACAGCCCAGUCCGGUGAUGGACCUGUAUAGUAUGGCGCACAGUUUCUUUAUUUUAUGCAGCUCCUCUGUUAGCAGUUCGAGUUGUCAAAAGUACCGACUUUGGUACAUUAUCGGUACUGAAAUUUUAAAAAGGUGAUGCUUUGAGUGGAUUCGUAAACACCUCUGAUUGGGCCAUUGUGUUCAUGUGCUCAUCAGAUACAUCUGUGAUUGGCUACAACGAUCAACGCUUCAAAAGCGUUGUAAAUAAUCAAGCCGAGUGCUUACACAUGGGAGCGUUUGAAAGCAGGCAUCUAUCACAAACCAGUCCGCUGAUAGACGCCUGCUUUCAAAUUCAAACACUUCCGUGUGCUUUCAAACGCUCCCAUGCGUUGAUCGUUGCAGCCAAUCACAGACAUAUAUGUUGAGCGUGUGAACACAAUGACCAAUCAGAGGUGUUUAUGAAUCCGUCACAUUUUUAAAAUUUCAGUACCGAUUGGUACCAAAGUCUGUACUUGACAACUCUAGUUUGAGCACUUCCUCUCUUCAUCCUGUCCCCUUUAAAAUUCAGAUCAAGCUUAACAUAAACAAAAUAUUCCCAGUUUAAACAUUAUAAUGAUUUGCCUUGUGUGACACCAAGAGCCGGUGUCACAAUCCAAAAAAUGUCCUUGUGAAAAUUAUAUUUAGUGCAAUUACAGGGACAUGUAAUAUCGAGGGCAUUUUACUUUCUUUAUUUCUUAUUGAAGACAGACAAGCACCCCCCAAAACCACACACAUAUUCAGACACACACACCAGGAAAAGCAUGUUUGGUUUGUAUUGAUCAGUUUGAUUGGUAGGUGUUGAUUAUCAUUGCUGCAAUCAUGCCAUGCUGGAUGGAGGAUGUUUUCAGUGCACUUGAAGGUAGCUUCUUUUUGUUAUUUUGUCUUUAUUUCUUGCAUGCUGCUGUUUUUUCUGUUUUUCCCCCCUUUUGAGAGUUCUUUCUUUCCCCACUUUGUAUAGACAGACAGUUGUGCUAAGUGUGAUGGGUGGAUAAUGCUGGUGUGUUCUCCUGCGGUGGAUGCUUGUCAGGCAGGCAGUAAUACAGUACAUUACUGUAGGUGCUGAUUCAGACUUUAUGAUGUCAUCUCUGAAAGGGUGACUUUUAAUGACAUUUAAUGCAAAAUGUAACAUAUGUGAAUAAAAUAUACAGAUGCUCUGAAA